CUUUAUCGCGCUUUCAUUGUGACGGAUGGUGUAGCUUAAUUUUUUUUCAGUAACAUAAUUGAAACCUCUUUCCGAGUUUUUCACUUUGUUUAUAAAAUUAAGUCAAGAAUAUUCAAAUUGAUCAGUGACUUCAAAUAGGACAUGAUGCUGCUGUGUGACAUACAAACCAACAUGACAGAUAUUAAUAAAGAGUUUGUGCUUCAACUUCGUGGAAUUAUAUCACAUCAGAUUGGAAAGCCAAUGACAAUGAAGGUGAAAACAGGAGUGCUGAUGUUCGUUGGUGACGGAGCGGCUUCCGUUCCGGGAAUAAAUCGUUCAGAUCCAAUUAUGUUGAUCCAGCUUCACGGAGCAUUCAUUGAUGAUGUUGAGAACAAACAAAUCUCCGGAAUCAUCUUCGAAUGUACGUCAAAGGAACUUGGCAUUCGGACAGAUAGGAUUGGUUUGGUGUUUCACUACCUACCUCCGACUCAUGUAGGCUUGUCCGGGGGUCAGUUGGUGCAAGACUUUCUGCCUGAAGCUAGACUGAAACAACUCAUUGUAUGGAGGUUGUGAACUAAUGAACAGUGUAAUGCUUGGACAGGAAGGGGGCGGACAAAGACUAUCCGAUACGGUCACAGCCACAGGAGUGAUUCGAAAAGAAAAUUCGCAGAUUGCUUCUUCUGUAAUAUAUUAAACCAUCCAUUCAGGUGUUACAGUGACUUACGUUCUGUGAUUGAGUUUUUUUUUUGGUUAAUUAAUUAACUUUUUUUAAUGUUGUGACAAAUUGUAUACCCAUCAUGCCUGUUAGUUCAUUAGUUUUAUCUCAUUUCUGCACUCAUCACUCCAUUAUUAUCUACUUUGUUAUUUAAAUAUUAUUUACACUAGUUGGUACUCAAAAUUUCUAUUUAAUUCUGAUUUUAUAUAUAACGAAAAUAAUUCUGAUUUAUUUGUCAUCCUCCUUCACAGGUUUAAUCUUAGUCUAAGGUUUUUCAUGUUUUGUUGAUAAUUAUGCUACCAGGUAUCCCGCACUCGACAAGGAACUUUAUAGCACUUCCCCUGACUGUUGUAACUGUGCAUUGUACAUGUUACAUGUAUUUGUUUAUUUUUGUAUUCGUAGUGAAGAAAUAAAGUGAAAUUGAAAUUGAAAUGGUACUGAAACUAAAUUUAAGUCCGUUUUCCCAUCAUAAGAUGGCGAUGUCGAUCGUCCUAUGAAAGACUUGAGGGCGCUGUUGAAGUUGACCGGUUCAGUUGUGACUGCAAAAAAGUGUUGUGUUGGCCUACGGUUUGAUCUAACGGUGAUGGCGAACUAUUUCAAUAUUUUGCAAAGUCGUUUCAGUAGUCUUUUGUGGAAAAUUGCGUAUUCCAAAGCUAUGUGUGCUGUGGUUGAAUAAUUGGAGGGACUGGUGGAAAUAAGUAGAGCUGGCUCUAUGUUGAUAUCCGCUACCAAAGCUCACCAACUUGAUGUUCACCUCGUCACGAGCAUCAUGCACACUGCUUGUCGUUGGGCCGAACGUUAAUUUAGCAAAUUUCAAGCUCGUGCAGUUGCAGAUAGCGAUUAGUGAAGACAGUUACAGCUUGAGACUAAAAGAGCCACGGUGAAAUGUGAACACAGUAAAUCCACACCGUUAGUGAAGAGGAACCAGUAUUAGUGAAAGAAAGAUGUUCUGCUAGAUCACAGGAUGUGGUUCAAACGAAGGAGAAUUUUCAUAGUAGCCUCUGUCUUUAUCUUGACAUGGCUGGUGAUUAUCAUGUAUACCCCAUCUCCUUCAGGAAGUCAGAAAAAUAGCUACCAUGCUUCCAAACGCGGAGCCAAUCAACUGAAAUUUGCCCCGAGUGGGGCUAAGCACUUGUCCAAACUACCCAGAAUUAAAAUUGUGGAUGUCAACGAGAAUCCCUCCGAAGAUGAAGAAGAAAAUAAGAUUGAAAGGCAACUUCGAGAUGCACGAAAAGGUUUCAUUGAAACCAAAAACCUAACAUUUAGUCAGAUUGAUGUUCUGGAUGGCAAAAUGUUGACACUAAAGCAUUGUUAGAUUUGGAGUCAGAUCUUAUACCUCACGACUUAGCAGAGGGUUUCGGAACCCCAGGUGCGCUAUGGAACUUAGCUGGGAGUUGGGUAAACUCCAGGCAAAUUACACCUCCGGACAAUCCUGAUUUGGGAGUGGUUAUGAAUGCUAUAGCAACUAGACCUAUCAUUAAGGCCGACAUCGGCUAUAAAGGCACCCAGCUAAAGGCGCGACUGGAGUUAUCUGGAAGACAAUGGGUUGUCUUCAAACCAGGAAGAUACAAGAGAGAUUAUAUUGUCGAAGGGACGCCAUAUGCAGGAUAUGAUAGACACACAGGCGAGAUCGCAGCAUUCCAUCUAGAUAGGGUUUUAGGUUUUCAUAGAGCUCCCAUUGUCGUGGGAAGACGAGUGAAUCUACGGUCAGAAGUUAUGCCAGUGGCAUCACAGAGUCUGCUGGAUACAUUUGUGAAUCAGGGAAACCAGACUUGUUUCUAUGGUAAGUGCUACUACUGCAAUCCAGGGGAGCCAGCCUGUGCCGAUGAGAAUGACAUAAUGGAAGGGUCAGUGACUUUGUGGUUGCCGAAAAACAAGAAACUCAAGAAGUGGCAUCAUCCAUGGUCCAGGACCUACAAGGAAAACAAGAAAGCACAGUGGGAAUACGACGACAACUACUGCAAAGGCGUCCUUGAGAAGUAUCCACUGGAAAAGCAUCAACACAUUGUUGAUAUUCUUGACACUGCAGCCUUUGAUUAUCUGAUAGGAAAUGCAGAUAGGCAUCAGUAUGAAACCUUUGAAGCAGAUGGACAGCAAGCUAUGCUGCUUCUAAUGGACAGUGCAAAAAGCUUUGGUAAUCCUCAUCAUGAUGAGAGAAGUAUUCUAGCUCCCUUGUAUCAGUGCUGCAAGAUUCGAGAAGCUACUUGGGAUAAACUCCUCUCUCUUCAAAAUGGCCGCCUCAGCAAUGUGAUGAGGAGAGUGCUAUCCCAUGAUCCUCUGGCUCCCAUCUUGACAGAGCUUCAUCUUCAGGCAAUGGAUCGUAGACUCAUAGCCGUCAUAGCAACCAUCCAGGAAUGUCUUAGCAACCAUGGAGCUGAUUAUGUUUUGCUCAGAUGAGGUAUAUCGCCUUUAAUGUCAACAUCAUGCAUACGGUUUUUACCUAAAUACAUGUACGUGUACUGUCAAUCUCAUGCUCCAAUAAACUUUAAACAGGCAAUUUUAACUGGAUGGUGUGUCAGAUUCACAGAUGCCAUGCACAGAAUCCACAGUGAGGUGUAAACUAAACUUAGUGCAGAAUUCAGUAAAAAUAGUAAGAAAAAGGAAAUAUUCCAGUAAUUUCAAACAAGUUAUCGUGAAAUACAUGAAUUUUUUUGAAACUCCGAGUUUUCUGACACGUACUUUAGUCUAUUAUCCAUUGCAGAUAAAACUAAUACUGCAGAAUUGGAACAUCUUAUUUAAAGGUUUAUUAGCUGUUUUUUGUUCUCUUUUUCCAAUUUCAACAAGUACACUGUACUUAGUCCCAAUACGGACAUGCUUUUCAGAUGUUUCAUUUUGUACUUUGGGUAUUGCUUGACAUAUCUCUUAGGAUAUUACAGGGUAAAACCAAUAUUUUUGUAUUUAUAAAGUCUUAGAUGGAAUAUGUUCAAAUUUGAAAUAUCUGAAUGGGGUAAAAUAUUGUCUUUAAUGACUAAGACAACCUUCGUGGUUUAGUGCAUUACAAUGCAAAUUUCCUAGUUAAUUGAAGUUUUGAAACAGGCAGAAAUCUAUAUGUAAGUGUACUUUGUAUAAAGAUGGGUUUUGCCUUGAAUAUGGCCAAAAAAUUAGAACUGAUUCGUUGUUAACGUGUUAAGUAUGGUCUUAUUUCCAAGAGAUGAACAUUAAUUAUUCAGUUGAAUCUAGAACUGCUAGUGGAAUAUUAAGCUGCUGCUUUUAAAAAAUUAUUACAAAAAUUACUGGAGAACUCAUAGAUUUUUAUUGUGUUUGAAGAAAACCUAAAUGCCUGUCGCAAAGUUCCUGUUUUUUUCUUUUUAAUUUUUGCACAGAGGCUUCGAAGUUCGAAAUCUAUGAACGCUUAUUUCAUGUACGAUUCCCACAAAUAAUGUGAAUAGUUCAGAAUCCCACCUUGACAGAAAUAAAUGAGAUUAAAACUGUAUUUUUGCCAAGAAAA
Acanthaster planci (crown-of-thorns starfish) is the source of this 4142-nucleotide messenger RNA. It is a transcript of the gene fam20b, whose product is annotated as FAM20B glycosaminoglycan xylosylkinase. Lineage: Eukaryota; Metazoa; Echinodermata; Asteroidea; Valvatida; Acanthasteridae. Gene Ontology annotation, biological process: protein phosphorylation. Gene Ontology annotation, molecular function: phosphotransferase activity, alcohol group as acceptor. Gene Ontology annotation, cellular component: Golgi apparatus. The record is from RefSeq and is a predicted model, not a curated record.